CCUAGAAAGAAGUCCUGCGGUUAUUUGGCGGGGAGCCUCGAAUCGAUUCUCGUGCUGUUGGACUAGUUAACUGCCGGUAGUUGUGUGAACUCGCGGCAGAAGUCGACACGUGUGUUGGUUCGUUUUCCAAGGCGUGCCGCACCGGUAGCGUGUGCGAAUGUGAGAGUUUUAUGAUACAGUAUAGUUGUAACGGACGAAAAGUGGAUAUAUUUUAACGGUAAUAUAGGUGUGAAUAUCUUGACAGCAAGUUCGAAAUGUCUGAGAAGGGCUCUGCUGAUGAUAGUAGAAGAAAUUCGUGGGGAGUUGAGCUUGGAAGCAUGGAUAGGAGAACGCGAUUUCAGGUGAACCGCGUAGACGCUACGACUUCCAAGGGAGGACAGGAUGCCGAGGAAGGCGAACCUCUGCGUGGUCGUAGAGACGACGAGGAAGGUUCUCACCGGGGUUCGUUAGAGGAUCUGCAGCGCGCCACCUCGCCCACCAUGCUCCUCUCGCAUACUUCUGACCACGACGGAUACGACACGCGUUACGCCAAGAGUUUCCGUCAUUUCACUCGUGAGGCGCUGCCCCGUCUCGAUAACUACCGCAAUAUAAUGUCCAUCCAGGCUGCCUACCGGCCCACGCUCGAAGAACUGCACAAUGAAACUCUCCACGGCAAGCCAACAAAUCGUCCUGCGGAUGCACCAGCAGACAACGAGGGCAUUGUCAAAUUUGGAUGGAUAAAAGGCGUCUUGGUGCGCAACCUUCUCAACAUAUGGGGUGUAAUGCUAUUCCUUCGCCUGUCCUGGGUUGUUGCCCAGGCUGGCAUUGGCCAAGGAUUGUUGCUAAUCCUUGCAACCAGUAUUGUAACGUCAAUCACUGCUCUGUCCAUGUCAGCUAUCAGUACAAAUGGGGUCAUAAAAGGAGGUGGUACAUAUUACAUGAUCUCUCGAUCAUUGGGACCUGAAUUUGGUGGUUCUAUUGGCCUUAUCUUCUCACUAGCCAAUGCAGUUGCCUGUGCCAUGUAUGUAGUGGGCUUCUGUGAGUCCCUAACAGAUUUACUGACAACAUAUGAUCUCCAGAUAGUGGAUGGUGGGAUCAAUGAUAUGCGGAUCAUGGGAUCUAUCACAAUUAUGGCUCUCCUCUGCAUUGUUGUUGUUGGAAUGGAAUGGGAGGCUAAGGCUCAGCUGGGUCUUCUUGUGAUUCUUCUUAUGGCAAUAGUUGAUUUUAUGAUUGGAACCUUCAUAGGUCCCCAGAAUGAUGAAGCCCAGGCUAAGGGAUUCAUUGGAUAUGACCUUAGUUUACUUAAAGAAAACUUCUUCCCAGACUAUCGCUUUAGUGAAGGAGUUCAUCACAACUUCUUUUCUGUAUAUGCCAUCUUCUUUCCUGCUGCAACUGGAAUUCUGGCUGGAGCCAACAUAUCUGGAGACUUAAUGGACCCACAAGGAGCUAUUCCCAAAGGCACACUACUUUCCAUCCUGCUGACAACUGUAUCCUACCUGGGAAUGGCUGUCAUGUCAGGUGCUGUAAUGGAACGGGAUGCAAGUGGCAAUGUAACUGAGCUAUAUAAUGGGACAUUCACUGAUUGUGCUUAUCGUGAAUGCAAGUGGGGACUGCACAACAGCUUCCAAGUGAUGGAGCUGGUGUCAGCAUUCGGACCCUUGAUUUAUGCUGGUUGCUUUGCAGCAACACUUUCCUCAGCACUUGCCAGUUUGGUGUCUGCACCCAAAGUAUUUCAAGCUCUGUGCAAGGAUCAGCUGUACCCUUAUAUCACAUGGUUUGCCAAAGGUUAUGGCAAAAACAAUGAGCCAGUUCGAGGAUAUGUACUUUGUUUCUUCAUUUCCAUAGGUUUUAUCCUCAUUGGAGAACUGAAUGCAAUUGCACCAUUAAUCUCCAAUUUCUUUCUUGCUGCAUAUGCACUCAUCAAUUUCAGCACAUUCCAUGCCUCUUUGGCAAAGCCUGUUGGCUGGAGACCAAAAUUUAGGUACUACAACAUGUGGUUGAGUUUGGCUGGUGCCUUAUUAUGCGUGUUUGUGAUGUUUGUCAUAAGCUGGUGGACUGCCCUCAUUACAUUGGCUUGUGUUCUGGCACUCUACCUCAUUGUAGCCUACAGAAAACCAGAUGUGAACUGGGGCUCCACAACACAAGCUCAAACAUAUAAGAAUGCCUUAUUAUCUGUACAACAGUUAAACAAUGUUGAAGACCAUGUGAAGAAUUAUCGUCCACAGAUCCUUGUUCUGUCAGGCAUGCCAAGUUUCCGUCCACCACUGAUAGAUUUUGCAUAUCUUUUAACAAAAAAUCUGUCACUCCUUAUUUGUGGUCACAUUUUGAAAAGCCCCAUAUCUCAACGCGUCAGAAAUAUCUUGACUUACAAAGCUCACAACUGGCUGCGCUCACACAAAAUCAAGGCAUUCUAUACUCAUGUGGAUGAAGUAAACUUCGAAGAAGGAGCUAAGGCAUUACUCCAAGCCUCAGGUGUUGGCAAGCUGCGGCCAAAUAUCUUGCUUAUGGGCUACAAGGGCGACUGGCGAGACUGCGAGAGAGAAGACUUAGCCAUGUACUUCGAGGUGAUGCAUAAAGCACUUGACAUGUACAUGGCAGUUGCCAUUCUAAGACUUCAAGAGGGUCUAGAUUACUCCAAAGUGGUAGCAGAUGAAGAUGACCUGGUGAAUGGUAUCAAUUCUAUAGCUGGAGGUGGGGAAAAGGGUGUCAUUCGCACAAGACAGAACUCUCAGGAAUCUCUGCCCCGUAAUCAAUCCUUCUCACAGAUGUCUCAAGCGAGUAGUGCAAGCGAUCUGUCUGCUCCUGCAACUCCAAACAUAAACAGAGCCCGAGUAAAUGAAAGUCCCAUUGUGGAUGUUGGUUCUACAUCCAUAACAAUUGCUGAUUCUGAUCACCAAGAAAAUAAGAGUAAUGCUACCAGUGGUAUAAACAGUCGGAAGGAAAAGAGGAAACGAGAAUCUAAAGCGGACCUCUACCGGGGGCCAGGAGGAAGCACUCUUCCAAAAGAUGUGCUGAAUAACCUGACACAGUUUCAGAAGAAGCAAAAGAAAGGAACCAUUGAUGUCUGGUGGCUUUAUGAUGAUGGAGGACUGACACUCCUUUUGCCAUACAUCAUCUCCACCAGGCGGAACUGGUCAGCUUGCAAGUUGCGUGUUUUUGCACUUGCUAACAAGAAAGAUGAACUAGAAUUUGAACAGCGCAACAUGGCAAGUUUAUUGGCCAAAUUCCGCAUUGACUAUUCAGACCUGAAGGUGAUACCAGAUAUCACAAAGAAGCCACGUGAUUCUACAGUGUCAUUCUUUGAGAGCCUAAUUUCUGAGUUCAAACAAACAGAAGGAAGUACUGAUGGUGGACCAUCUCAUGAUCCAACAGUGGCCAUUACAGAAGCUGAAUUGCUGGCUAUGAAUGAUAAAACAAAUCGGCACUUGCGGUUGAGAGAGCUUGUCAUGGAAAAUUCCCUUGAAGCAAAUCUGGUUGUCAUGACAUUGCCUAUGCCAAGGAAGAAUGUGGUGUCAGCAACACUGUAUAUGGCAUGGUUAGAAACACUGACAAGAGACAUGCCACCAUUCCUUCUGGUUCGGGGUAACCAGACAUCUGUGCUCACAUUCUAUUCAUGAACUUUUAUCCUGUAAACAGUGCUUUAAAACUAGCCUUUCCAUGGUGUCAGUUAUUAAGCAGGGAUUCUGCAGUAAAGUUCAACCUUGUAAGACUAGAAAUACUCACAGUUUUGGAGACUAUUAUGACACAUGAAGACAUGUGUCAUAAUGGAGGAACAUUUAUUGUAGCUAUCCUUUAUGCUUCGGUGAAUGGAUGAACCACUUAAGUUAUUCAGUUUGUUUGGAUUGUAGAUAUAAAUAUAUAUAAAACUGCUCAAUCAGUGCUGUCUAGCAGAGCUAGCUCUGUGAGUCUUUCUUGCCUGUGAAAGGAAAGCAUAUGAGUUUUGCUUUUAUUCCCACCAUAUUUGUUUAGUUUAUAUUCAUUCCUUUUCUGCAUUCUUUCUGUAAAUCUCUCAUUGAAAUCACAGGGUGUCAGUAGUGUCAACGUUCAAUUACAUGUUCUGCUACUGAAUUAGACUAACAAACAGCCCACUGCAUAGUCACCACUAGCAGUAUAUAAAAUUGAUAGGAAUUGUAAUUUAUUGCAACUGCUUAGAUAAUACUUUGUUUUGAGAUUUGGUUUACUGGCUAGACACAUAGCUAGAAAAGAACUCCAGUAGUUGGUUAAUGACUGCUGUUAGAAAAUAGCUAAACUUCUUAAUGUAUUAUGGAUGGCUGAAACUUAUGGGACCUUAACAGAGAGACUGAUGAAUGUAUACAAGACAAUAAAAUUUUUAUAUUAUCCCCACUGGGUUAA
Molecule: messenger RNA, 4332 nt
Organism: Cryptotermes secundus
Lineage: Eukaryota; Metazoa; Arthropoda; Insecta; Blattodea; Kalotermitidae
Gene: Ncc69
Product: bumetanide-sensitive sodium-(potassium)-chloride cotransporter
Exons: 20
Coding region: 255-3596 (1113 amino acids)
Biological process (GO): chloride transmembrane transport; cell volume homeostasis; sodium ion homeostasis
Cellular component (GO): membrane
Molecular function (GO): sodium:potassium:chloride symporter activity
Source: RefSeq, a predicted model, not a curated record